GAGAAGAAAUACCGUUUUCAAAAUCAGGUAGACAAGAUGAAAGAAAAAGUGAAGAACGUGGAAGAAAGAUCUAAAGAAUUUGUCAAUAGAGUUGAAGAAAAAAGCCAUGAUCUCAUUCAGAAAUGGGAAGAAAAGUCUAGGGAGUUUAUUGGCAACUUCUUAGAACUAUUUGGACCAGAUGGAGCUUGGAAGCAGAUGUUUCAAGAGAGGAGUGGGCGCAUGCUUCAAGCCUUAUCUCCAAGGCAAAGUCCCACAAGCAGUCCAACACGGGGACGUUCCCCAUCACGUUCCCCAUCUCCUCCUUCCCCUUGGCUCUUCAGAAAAGCUUCACCGCCUUCUUCCCCAAAGGUUGCCUCAGCAUCCAUUAGCAGUAUGAGUGAAGGUGAUGAGGAUGAGAAGUAAAAAAGAAAAAAAAAGGUAGUAAAACAAAGAAGAAAUAUACCAGUUCAAACUACAAGAAAGAAAAUGAUGCAUGAGAUGUUUCUGAAAAAGAAAGUUAUUGAGAUUAUUGGAGCACUGAAGAUAUCAACUAUAAAGUAGUAUUUGCCAAAGGACAGCCUGUCAAAAAAGUCACAUAUGAUGACAGAAUAUGUAACAACUUGACAUUAUUUCCCAACAGUUAUGAAUACUUUUUAUGCUAUUGCAGCUUUUGCUGCUUUAAGCUAAUGGACUGUUUUGAGGAUUGUUUAUUGAAAGGUUAAUUUGGCAAAUGAUGUUAUUUUUGGAUUCUUUUUGGUUAGAGAAGGCACAUUUAAAUUUGAACAACACUGCACUCUACUAAAAAGUUGGAUCUAACACGAAUAAAUUGAAGUACUGCCUAGAAACAGCAGACGCUCCUACGGUGCCAGGAAACACUCAAAUAAAAUCAUGCUAUUAGAAUUAAGCUCUGUUUUUCACAGUGGACACAAUAUAGUUCUACUGAAUUUAAUUAAUAUUGCCUAUUGAGCAGGCUUUUGUACACACCAGAGAAAGUUAUUUAAUGUGAAAAAUUGGUGGGUUCAGUUUUAUUACUAUAUGUCCUCUAAAGCUAUUUUUUUUCUUUUUACAAUUAUUAUUCAACAUGAUUUUAUAUCUGGUGAAUUUGGUAAAUUGACUCACAGAGCAUGGUUCAAUGUUUAUAUCAUACACUAUCAUUUAAAACAAUUUUUCCAUAUAACGGAGAAGAACCCAAGUGGAUAAUACAUACCAUUUAUUAUUUCAGAUAAAUAAACCUGGAAGAAGUCAAGGGUAGCAUGAGUGCUGUCCCAUUUUGAUAAAAUGUUUGGUAAUGAGCAUGUAAUUCCAUUGAGAAUCUAUGUGUAAUUUUUCUAUAGAAGCAAAGCAUUAUAUUACAACUGACUUUUUAUUGUCAAAAUAUCAUAUUAGAUUUCAGUGGCCAACUUUUCAGCAAUUACAAGAGCAGUUUGUUUUCUGCAUAUGGACUUAAUAAAACAUAUUUUUUGUUUUAUAUGCUGUUAUGUACUCUAGAACAGUUUCCCCCAACAUUUCCAACUUUGUGAACUGAUGGGAGGGGCCGGCAAGCACGCGCAGCUCCAUUUGCACAAGCAAGGUGUCAGGGUUCCAAAUAGCAUCCAAAAUUAAAUC
This is a messenger RNA of Thamnophis sirtalis, 1584 nucleotides long. The record is from RefSeq and is a predicted model, not a curated record. Lineage: Eukaryota; Metazoa; Chordata; Lepidosauria; Squamata; Natricidae.